This is a messenger RNA of Epithele typhae, 669 nucleotides long. RefSeq lists its product as uncharacterized. The coding region runs from base 1 to 669 and encodes 222 amino acids. Lineage: Eukaryota; Fungi; Basidiomycota; Agaricomycetes; Polyporales; Epitheliaceae. The transcript is spliced from 3 exons. The record is from RefSeq and is a predicted model, not a curated record.
AUGGGAUCCCCUGUUGUUCGCGCGAUGCGUAGGAGUAGAUACGGCAACAUCACGACGAGGCGUAUCUCCACACACAGCGCCGACGUCCGUCAAGCUCUCGCCGACCGCAUCUACUACUCCAGGUCCGCCUCGAGCAGGUCCCACCCCUCGUCCUCCUCCACGAUCCGCUCCGUGCGCACCUCCCGCCCGACGCCCUUCCCGCGCGCCCUCGCCCGCGCAGGCGCCGCCGCCGCCGUCUGCAGCAGCUGUGCAAAGUCGGGCGGGAACUCGGGCGGCGUCGGCGGCGGGAGUGUCGGGCGCUUCGCGUCCGCGCGGCGACCGAGCUCCGGCGAGCAGCAGACGGCCCACAGGGCGGUCAACGAGGACGACCAAAAAAACGCGCUCCCGGGCGAGGAGGCGCUCGGGGGCGGGCCGUCCGCGAGGUGCGAGUCCGCGAGCGAGGCGCUGAGCGCGGAGGGGCGUGUGGAGGAAGUGGGGGAGGUGGGCGCGCCGGAGGAGGCUGCGGAGGUUGCUGAGCGGGUGGGGGAUCGACGAGACGACGAGGGGGAGGACGUGGGUGAGGGUACUGGUGCGGCGGGAGGUGCGGAGGUAACGUGUAACGGCGUUUGGUGGACCAUCUACGGACGAUUCAGGACAUGGGACGUGGGGGAGACUGUGGUGCUCGCCUAA